This is a messenger RNA of Eublepharis macularius, 3220 nucleotides long. It is a transcript of the gene CCER2, whose product is annotated as coiled-coil glutamate rich protein 2. The coding region runs from base 147 to 1400 and encodes 417 amino acids. The transcript is spliced from 6 exons. Gene Ontology annotation, cellular component: secretory granule. The record is from RefSeq and is a predicted model, not a curated record. Lineage: Eukaryota; Metazoa; Chordata; Lepidosauria; Squamata; Eublepharidae.
AGCCCUUCGCCCUUCAGCAUCCAAGGACAUCCAGCGGUCCCAACGCCUCAUCCCUGCAUCCUCCUCCUGCCCUCGCUCCCUCCCUUUCUCCCGCUGCUCCAGGCAUCGCUGGCUGCUUAGCAAGUAGAACUGCAGUCUCUCCAGCAAUGCUUUCAGACGGAGUCUCAAUCCUGCCGCUUCUCUUCCUCUGCCAAGCUUAUGCUCUGCCAUUAGCAAGCCAGCUGUCGGAAGAAGAUGAGAAGGUGACCAGAUGCAUCACGGAAGUUCUAGCAGACACCCUUUCCAAACCCAGUCCAGUUCCAGUGACCAGUGAAUGCAUGAAAAUCCUUAGGGAGGAUGAACGAGUCCUGGCGAUGCUUCACCAUCAGCAUCUGCUGACAGAGCUGGAAGAUCUGGCGCAUCAAGAAAAUGCAAAGCAUCGUCUGGGACAUGAAGACAGCCGUGACUCUUGGGAAAGAGAAGGCGAAGAGCAGGAGGAAGUCAAGAAGCGAGAGGCGAGGGCGGGCCAGCAGAGAGAAGCAACAGCUUCUGAGAAGAUGCAAGAUGGGGAAUGGAAGGAAGAGGGGCAGGGCCUGAAGGAGUUCCAAAAAACGGAGAAGAUCGAGGAGAAGUUGAAGGAAGUCUCCCACGGAGAGGACAAACAGGAGGCUUUGGAAGAGGAGGCGGCCAAAGAGGAGAUGGAGGAUGAGGGUGAGGAAGACAGGCUGAGGAAGAAUAAGAAAAGGAGCUCCUCGGAGACGUGGUCUUCUCAGGAAUAUUUUGGCCAUGUGAAGAACAGAGGUCCUGGGGGGCCGAAAAUCAGGGAGGUGAUGCUUCAAGGAAAUCGGGACAGCAUCAAGAGAAAUGGGUCAGACAAGAAGAGGCCCUUCGAGCUGGAGGGAGAAGAGGAAGUAGGUGACAGCUCUGAAGAGAAGCCGAGAAGCCGUUACCACCACCAUGGAGGCCGCCACCAUGAGGACUGGGAGGAUGAAGAGGAAGAAGAGAAGAAGAGGAAGAUGGCUGAUCUGACCAAGCGAGUGGCCGAGAAGGCCAGUGACGAAGAGACAGCCCAGUUUGAAGAGGAAGAGAAAGGGGUAAAGAUCUCCAACUCCAAGGGCCAACUCCAUGGAGGCUGGAAGCCCUGGCCGGAGGAAGAGGAAGAGAAGGAGGAAGGUGAGAUGAGGUAUGGACACCACCAUCAACCAGCUGGCCUGGACCUCAAGAAGAGACACUGGGAAGAUUAUCCAAAGGGCAGGCACCAUGGCCGUGAAGAGGAUGAGGGAGAAAGGGAGGCCGGCCAGAAUGAGGCCCAAGAGCUGCAGAAGCUUGAAGAGAUUGAAUAUGAUCUCCAAAAGGCUGCUGAGAAGCUGCAGGAACUGAAGAGAGGCUCUUCUCGUCCAGCACAUCAAGGGCAGGUUUAGGGGAGGAGAGGGGGACAGGUGUCUUCUUCCCUUCCCAGCCCUCUUCCACACACGCAACCUCUCUCUCUUUGUUCUCUCCAGCUUGGCUUUCGACUGUUAACUAGGACCUUCCUUUUGCUAAAAAUAUCCACCCUGGCAGCUCUUUGCUACGGAAACAUGGCUCAACGAACCACCUCCUUCCAGUUAUAUCUCCUAAAAUAAGAAGGCGUCCAACAGCAUCUUAAAGAACAACGUCAUUUUAGGGCAGCAGAAACUUUUCGGGACUUGAGCCCAGUUCUGGAAAAAGGGAGCUCUAGAUCUCCAAAGCUUCUCCCGGAAAAGCAUUUUGUUUGGUCUUUAAGGUGAUGCUGGACUCCUGUUCGUUUUUGUGGUGAUGGGCUGACAUGGCUACCCCUCUGGAAUUAUCCCCCAAAAUGCUGGUUCUUGGGCUAAAGGGACCAGCUUAAAACACACUGCAUGGUCUUCAACUGGAACUUCUCAGUAUUUUAUUUUAAAUAGUGACUAAAAGGCAGUGACGUGGAUGGAGCCCACAGUAUAUAUAGAGAAAGGGGGCUUUAACACUCUCCAGCCCAGAGAUCAAAACCAAACUCCUCCUCUUGAUUUUAUAUGUGGAUGGGAAAUAAGGAAGGAUGGGAGAUGAGUUAAACCUUUCUCCCUCCCCACUGUGAUCUACUAUGAUCCAAACUGGAGGGUCACAUGGCAUCAAAUUCCAUUUAAGGAUACUGUGGAGAUCCAGUUGACGGCCUUCUGUCUCCUAGAAACGCUCUCUGUGGAUAGCCAGACUUGCCUUAGGCAGUUGUUUCCCAUUUCUGACCUCAAGGUUGAAUCUGGUUAUAUGCUAAAAGCUCUGAGAUGAAUUUCUUCUCUGCAUCCAGAGCGACAGGUCAAGACAGUCCACCAGGAAUCCCCAACGCCCAAGCAAUUCAUCUCUCUGUCACCGCUGGAGGAGUACAGGUCAUCUUCACCAAAGCCUGGUUAUUCCCAAAAUGUGUUCUACGGGAUAUUAGUUAAAGAACGGGAGGCUCCCAUGUGCCUGAAGUAGCUGACUACAGAGGAGGCUGCCUGCAGCGUCUCUGUAUGAGUUACUAGAUCUGGCCUGUCCUCCCCUCCAGUCCGGUAGGUGAGUAAUUCAUUGCCUCUGCACUGCUGAGACUGAUCACUCCAAAAGGGGUAGAACGGUCCAUCCUGAGAGGAAGCUGACUGCGCUCAGAACAGCGACUGAUGCAGAUACACUGGCGAAUUCUUACUUGUGCUAAAAGUGAUAUUUGCCAGGGUCGUGUACUGAAUCACAUCUCCUAGUUUGAAUUCUUAGUUUUAGGGACGUCGUUUGGUCUAGCUGAAGUUUUGUGAACUGUGCAAGACAAGAGUAUGCUUUGUAAACUUUGCUGUUAUAAAGGGAGAUUGCAAGGAACAGAUUCUUCCCAAUUGAAGCAUUUUAAGUGAAGCGAAUCCUUUAUAACAGGCACUCUCACCCAUAGUUUUUUUUAAAGCUUCCAUUUUACUAGAUGUUUGGCACAAAGCCUUGCGCUAGUCAUAACUCCCCCCCUCCCAUCCCGUGGGCCUCUGCCUUCUUUCCGCACCCUGACGCCUUCCUGGCUCUACUGCUGACUGUUAAAACUUUGUCCCUUUCCUCUUCCAUCAUUGACCUCCGCUGGUAUCAGCGUGAAGCAGACUUUUCUUGGACGCUGCUCAUGUGAUUGGGGAAGGGGUGUGUGUGUGUGUGCUCGGGAAAGCGUGUGUACGUUGUUUCUGAUUUCUAUGAUUGGGAACAGAUUUGCUUUGCUUGCCGGUGUGUAGCCGACUCAAUAAAGUGAAAUCCA